Molecule: messenger RNA, 15721 nt
Organism: Porites evermanni
Lineage: Eukaryota; Metazoa; Cnidaria; Anthozoa; Scleractinia; Poritidae
Source: the annotation of a GenBank genome assembly
AUGGAGCAUUAUUCCAAUACAAAAUUGAGAGCUUACUUAAAAUAUGAAGAUGGAUUAGCAGUUUUGGAUCUGAAAAAAAAAAGACUCUUCAGGGUGCCUGAUGCAGUCACUGAACUGAGUGAAUCAGAGAAACUUGUGCUGGAUAAAAAUAACCUGACUGAAUUACCAGCAAGUAUCAGCAAGCUGAAAAAUCUUAUUGUGCUCGAAUUGCGUAACAACAAAAUCACUGAACUACCUGCUGAGAUCGGUGACCUGAGGGAGCUGAGGGUGCUGAAUGUAUAUAACAACCAGUUGGUUGGUUUACCUACCAGUAUACAGAGGCUGACCAAGCUUGAAGAGCUGCUCUUGGAUGGAAAUAAACUAACUGAACUACCCGCUGAGAUUGGUGACCUCAGGGAGCUAAGGAGGCUGUGGGUAAUGCUCAACCAGUUGGUUGGCUUACCUACCAGUAUACAGAGGAUGACCAAGCUUGAAGAGCUGUCCUUGGAUGUCAAUAACCUAACUGAACUACCAGCUGAGAUUGGUGACCUCAGGGAGCUUAGGAGGCUGAGGGUAAGGCUCAACCAGUUGGUUGGUUUACCUACCAGUAUACAGAGGAUGACCAAGCUUGAAGAGCUGCACUUGGAUGAAAAUAAACUAACUGAACUACCUGCUGAGAUUGGUGACCUCAGGGAGCUGAGGAGGCUGUGGGUGAGUAACAACCAGUUGGUUGGUUUACCUACCAGUAUACAGAGGAUGACCAAGCUUAAGGAGCUGUACUUGGAUGGAAAUAAACUAACUGAACUACCUGCUGAGAUUGGUGACCUCAGGGAGCUGAGUCUGCUGCAGGUGAGUAACAACCAGUUGGUUGGUUUACCUACCAGUAUACAGAGACUGACCAAGCUUGAAGAGCUGCAUUUGGAUGGAAAUAAACUAAAUGAACUACCUGCUGAGAUUGGUGACCUCAGGAAGCUGAAGAAGCUAAAAUUGAGUCAUAAUCCUUUAACUGUUGACGCAAUAAGACGUGCCUUAAAGUUAAGGAAGAAAGGAGUACUUGUUGGUGGUGUUGCAGGUAAGUACAGCGGAUAUUGUAGUUAUUUGGAAGUUCGAAAAAAACCGAGAUAAAAUGCCAUUAUUUGCCUGAAAAAGGGAAGUCAGUUUUUUUUCAGUUAUCGCGGGUUUCGCGAAUUUGAGGGUUGAUAAAUCAUUAAGAUAUGCUACAAACUGUAGUUUCAAAAUCGAUGGUAAGUUUCUUGUACGUAUUAAUUCAUUUUAAUUAAUUCGUCUGUUUUAAAAUUUUAAAUCAGCUGUGAAAAAUAGCUAUUAUCCAGGCUAGGGUAAUAUCUAUGGUUAAUGAACACCAAACAUUGUAUUCCAUCACACCCUUACUAAGUGACUCACUGGUUGUGUUUUCACGAACUUUCGGAGGGAGAGAAGCGACAACCGAAAAUACGUCUGCUGUUCGCAGGCUAGUAUUUCUUCGGGGAGGGAAGAAAUACGGGCUCCCCUAGAAACGCCUGUGGGGGAGGCUAUGUUUUCACUGUGGUCGAUUUGCUGCUGAGCAGAACAUUUUUUCUAGGUGUUUGUUGACAUACCGACGAUUACUAGCUGUUUUCACUUUUAAAUUUAGCUCGGAAUAACUCAGAGGAUUCAAAUUUAAAAAACGCGCCACAUUCAAAAAUAUUAGGAGACGAAGCGCUUUGAAUGUGUUUUCGUUUAAUGAUUCUCGCUAUUUUAUGAAUGCAGUUGAAUAGUGUCUCUAAAGAGUAAGAGGAUAGGAAGUAAUGUUGUAAUCCUGUUUCAAAAGUAACAGCAAAACAGCAAUAAUUGCCGUAAAGUAGCUUGGGUUUAACCCGCGGUGCCAAAUCGAUGAAACUCGUUAAUGGAAAUAAUGGAUUCUGUUCGAUUUUAAACGAUAGCAAUUAAGCGAUUGAUAUCGGUAAUCGAUAAAUGUCGAAGAUCGAAAGAGUUGUGAGUAUCAAUUUUUAUGAAUUUUCAUAAAUUUCAUUUAUUUUAUCGAUUGUCAAUGGUAAUCCUUUAAUAAUGAUUUUAAAAAUCUUACCUAUUAAUUGCCGAUUUAUUCAUCGAGGAUAAAAGAUUCACCCGUCCCUAUUGUAAAUUGGCACUGGCCAUGGUGUUAGCCCUUCACUACAGCCUCUAGUAAAAUGUUCAUUUCGCCAGUCAUUUGGCCGGCGUCUGUCACAACGCGCAACGCGAUUGGCUGCGGUAUUUAUCAGAACAAGUUAUACCAUCUCGCGCGGUUGUCUAACUUUGCGUAAUUUUUCGGUCAUAAAGCCGAAAAAACAGUGAGCAUGUUUAACUCGCUAACGCAAGACGAGGUGUUUUAACUGUAUUUAUGGACUUUUCUGGCUUUAUCUAGCUAAAAUUAUCUCAGUGAAAACACAACCGCAGAGUCUGAAAGCCAUUUUUCACUUAAUGGUUGAUGUUUAAACAAUAGAAAACGUUUUCCGUGUUUGCAUACCCUGAUAUAAACACGAGAGGGGUUGGGAGAAUUCGAGACAAAAUACGGACUUUUCUCUACACCUUCUUUGUAACGAUUUUCCAAGUUUCAGCCGACGAGGGAAUGGGCAAAUAAAGUAAACUUGUUGAGUUUUGAACUCGAAAACUUUUUCAAAUUUGUGCUUGCGUGAUUAGCGCGCCAAAAGCAAAACAUCUUGACGCCACAACCAUGUUUACAUACUCUCAUGCAAACACUCCUCUCGACCAAUCAGAGCGCGCGUACUAUCUUAGUUAUUUUAUUAAUGGAUGAUGUAAUAUUAUCAUGUUAUAAUCAUGGAAGUUUGUCCGCUGAACACAAUAUGUAUUAAAAUAAAAAAAUAUUGUUACAGAACAAUAAACAGACUGUUAAGGAUGAAGAGUUUUGAGGUGUUCAGUAAGCUCGCUGUUCAAGUUUCAAAUUAGAGAAGGUGGCUUGGUUUGCUGUGUUGAAGCCUGAGAAUGCACUUCUCGUGAUCUAAACUACAACUGGUCUGAAAUUUUUUAUACCAUUUAACAAAGUUAUAAGUCACACUUAGCUUCACUUAGGUUUGUAUUGCAAAUUAGUUUUUGUUGUUUUCCCUGUCAGCAUGCACGGCAAUAGUGUAAGUGAAUUGUCAAACCGCCCCUCCCCCCCUCCCCACAUGGACGGCCAGGUGUGUUGCCUUUCACCUGAAACCUGCCCAGCACGUAGCCCUUAGGAUCACUAAGGUAACCAAACCUUCCCAUCACUUCAAAAGCAUAAUGCUUGGAGAGAAGGAAACAAACUACAGAAAAAUUUAAUCAAAAGACAAUGCCAUUUAAUUAUUUAGCGUAAUGACUCGAUUUAGCGCCCAGAGCGCUUAUAUACUUAUGGUUUCUCAAAGGAGGGCGCUUAUUCGAAAUAGGGUGGGCGUCUAUUUCAUUUAGGUUGCGAAGCAAAACUCUCGAACCAUAAAACAGGGGCGUGGAAACUUAUGAGCAAUAAUUAGCAAACGUCUACGAUCAUGGCUCCUUCUGGCAAUCCCUUGAUUUGGAGUUGGAAGCUUGUUUAUGCCAAGACAAACUUAAAGCAGGAGGAACACAUACACCAACCCACGGCCAAUACCUCACGCAUGCGCACAGCCAUAUCAAAUUAAUCAAAUAACCAAAUUUGGAACACUUAAAAAAACCCAUGUUCUGUUUAUUUGAUGUUUUGAAUUUUCGGUUUAAUGGAAUAAUAAAACAAAAUAUUUAUGACACGACCUCCAGUGAGCAAUAUUCGCCCCUCAAGUAAUCGACUCCUUUUUGUGGGGAAAAAAUAGUCAUCUCCCCCGGCUAUUACUCGAGGAAAUACGGUAUCAACGUUAUUGUUACUAAGCUCAGCAUAAAGAGCCGGAACUGCAUCAGGUUCGGUAGGCACCGGGCAUUCAAAACCAUACACUUUGGCACUAUCUUUAGUGCUGUAGGUCCUUUGUUGAUUUUAACAAUCGAGAGCGUUGGCGGCCGUUCAGUCGGGUUGCGUAAAUUAGGGUCAACCUUGUCACGAUAGGAUGGAACAAUAGUCGGUGAUUGAAUAGCGGUGCUUAUUUGGUAUUGGGGCGCUUGGAAUGCCCGGGUGGGGGUACAUACUUCCUAGUAGUAGGCUAAUGGGUAUGUGCUGCUGGAUUGGGCCGCAUUUUCACGACUGGAUUGACUAUUAUGAGGUUACAUUUUUAUAGGAGUUACUAGAAUGGGGUCGCGCAUUUUCAGGAUUUUGGGGGUCAAAAAUUAAAGUAUGUAGGGAUUUAAAAAUAGAAAGAUUUACACCACACCAAGUGUAACAAAAAUGUGGCAGAUCAUUUUAGGAUGUUCUAGUUAAAAGGCUUUAGAAGGUGGGUGCGUAAGCACAAAGUGACUAAGUUGGGACUGUGAAAAUUACUUUUUUCCAAAAGUAACUAAGAUGGAGUCUAUAUAUUAUCGCCACAGUAUGGACUAUAAUGGGGUCGGGGUUUUGAGAGGCCAGCGGCACAUACCCCAAAAAAAUUAACCCAAGUAAUCUCCAGAGUUGGAAUGAGAGUGCUAAUGCUAUAGGGGUGCUUAUUAGAGAGUGGGCGCUUAUUGGAACGUAGUUAGUUGGUUGAUGUUCAGAGUAAUCGUUUUUUUUAGAGGGACAGGCAUUUCACAUGAAUGCAAACAACACUUAUAAUUCUGGUGACGCAAAACACGACACUAAUUUUUACGCACCAUUCAUGCAUGUUGUUGUUGAACAUGCACAGAGACUUGAAGUAGUCGCAGUAAAAAAAAAAAACAAGUUUAAAAUAGCAGGUGGAUUGUGUAACAGUAUGAAAAAUAACCAACAUUUAAUUAUAUCUGUCACAUUUGAAAUUCAGUAAAAUUAUGUUUACCAUAGAUUUGUUUUAAUAACUUAAAAGACCAUACUGAAAGAUCACAAGAAGGACAAUUAACACUGGCGUAGGACUAAUUCUUUGAUAGAAAUUAGUCCCCCCCCCUCCCCCUUGACCUUUAAUAAGCAUUCGGCUUCUUUGUUUUUUUUUUGUUUUGUUUUUUUUUUCAAUAGCUCCUUUAGAAAUAGAAGCACGUGGAGAAAAAGCACAGCUCGCUUAUAAAAGUGCUCUUAAGGAUGGAGCUGUUAAUGUUUACCGUGGUCGAGUAUUGCUUAUUGGGCAGGAUCGAGCAGGAAAAACAAGUUUGAAGAAGUCUCUUAUUGGUCUACCAUUUAAUUCAAAAGAAAAAAGCACUAAUGGAAUUGAAGUGGAUCCUUCAAAAUUUCAGUUGGACGUUGAUGAAGUCAGGAAUUGGCAACCUCUUGGUGAGAGAAAACAAGGAUUGCUGGGAUGUUCGAGCGAUGUGGCACAGAUGGUGGUGGAAAAGAUGUGUUAUAUUCCAGCUAGCCGUGCCAGGGUUCAGGAAGAGAAAAGAGGUGAAGCAAUACUUCAAAGUGAUGAUAACAAGAAUGGGAAACAGGUUGAUACUUAUGGAGAAAAGGAGGAAGUUUCUCUUGUGAACCAGGUUUGUCUUUGUUGGUUUUGAAAUUUGAAAUGUGAUGUUUUUUCGUGAAUCCAUCGUUAGUGCAAGAACUUCCUAACAUUUGUUAUAAUAAUUAUAAUUUGAUUAUCACCUUCUUCAUAAGUUAGGUUAUAGUGACUUCCCUGCCAUUUGCCACAGUCUCCGUCUGGAAAAUAUGUAACAACUGCCAGAUCGUUUUCUAGCUCGUUUUCCAGUGCUGGUUAAAAAUUUAAACCAGCGCUUUUAUACUUGUAAGUUUAGUUCCGAGAGUAGAAUGAUACUACUAUCAACCAUUUAGUUAUAUUUCCAUGAUUGUACCCAUCUACACGUAAGCUGAGCCUUUGGGUUAGUAGUGCGUGUGCAAACCAAAGUGAGUUUAGCCAUAUCUCUAUUCAUACUUUUAAGUGUUAAUUAGGCCUUGAACAUAGCUCUCCCUUCUUUUGUUGUUGUUGUUAAUCACAAUUUCGUUGUUGUUUUCUUUUUUAUCCGAGGAGUAAAGCCAAGGGGCUGGGAGGACUCAAUCAAACACCAUUUUCCUAUAUGUUCUUAAACUCACUGUUCCUUAAAAAAUGCAAUAACGUAUUAACGUACGUUUUGGAUACCUCAUGGCUCCAAUAAUCGUGCCUCAAUGUUUGAGCUUAUUAUGAAUUUUCUGUCAUCAAAAACAACUUUAAAUGGGUGAAUAAUCGAAUCGGAGGGUGAAGAGGAGUAAUUAGGUGUUCAUUAUUUCAUCAUUCCAACUCGAAAAUUUUCCUUGUUCCAUUAUUCCAAAAAAAAAGAACAAAUUAUUCCGUUGAAAACAUAUGCUUAUUCCCUUAUUCCGCGCCACAGAAUCAGAAUCAGAAUCAACAGUUUUUUUUUUCGCACUCUGCUACAGGUUGGUGGUCUAAACGAAGACAGUGUUAGUGAACCCACAUUAACAGAACCUGAUCAUGAGUUAGUGGUUGAUACUACUUCACCUCCAGAGGAGAUCAAGGAUCGAGCUGUAAAUUUGAUAAAGUAUAUGAAAGGUGAUGAUGUUAAGCCUGAAGAAUCUGUUGUCAGUAUUGAACUGUGGGAUUUUGCUGGACAACACCUAUAUUAUGCAUCCCAUCCUGUAUUUUUAUCAUCACGUGCGCUGUAUAUCCUGGUGUGCAACCUCAGCAAGUCACUGCAUGACACAGCCAAGCUCUGUGUGAGGCAAGGGUCUCGUAAUGUUGAUUUGGAAAACCCAAAUGGAGAAACAAAUCUUGAGAACUUGUUGUCUUGGCUGUCCACAGUGCAUAGCGUCGCACAAAUGAGAAGAGAAACCUGUGAUGACGUAGAAAAAGAGGUGCCUCAUUUGCGCCCCCCAGUGAUCAUUGUAGGAACCCAUGCAGACAAACCAUUUGAAGACAUUGAAACAAUGAAAACAGAAAUCCAGAACGCAAUUGCUGGUAAGGACUAUGAAGGACAUGUGGAACGGCCUAUCUUCAGCAUUGACAACACUGCAAAAUUAACUCAAAGAAGGAUCAAGACAAUGGUUUUCGGGAAAGAUGAAAACAUUGAUGAGAUCCAAGCUUUACAAAUCAAAAUCAUGGAAGUGCUAAGACAGGAGCCUUACAUUGGGGAGAGAAUACCUAUAAGGUAAAAAAUGGUUGUACAAAAACAAAAUCCAUUAAAGUAAAUAUUAAAUAAAUUCUUGUGAAGGUUUGAGCUCUGAACGCACUGAAAGUAUUGUUUAUGUGUAUGGCAUUUGUUUUCGCCAGUCCUUGUAAGAUUUUUGUUUGAUGUGCAAUGUGUUUCAGGUGUCUUAAGUAACUCAGUGGCUGCGACGCUAUAUAAAAGCGUGACCGCAAAACAUCUAAAGGCUGGUUCAUUUACUUUGGUUACAGAAGAACAGAAAAAAUUCACUGAUUCCUGUAUGAGCCACCUGGCGGUCAUAAGAAAUGAAUAUCUCGUUGUUUGAAACAAGUUAACCAUGAAAAGCAGUUUUGACUGGCCUUAAGGAAUAUUCUACCCUAAAGGGUUUGAUAACGUUAUUACGAAUUGACCAAAAAGCACCAUGUACAUUUCAAUUGUCGUUUUAAAAAGGUAAAGUAAAGUGGAUCACACACAGAUAUUUAUCAAGUGGAUACAGUUAUCCACCUUUCGAACAACUGAGCCCUGUACUUUAGUCAGUAUAGGUAAACUGUGUAUAUGUGACAUGGAUACUUAAACACGCGCUAUCAAUUUUCUCUUUGGUUUUGUAAACUAGGUGGCUGAACUUUGAGAAAGUCAUCAACGCUUUGCUUUCCAAGCCAGUUUAUUACCUGAGUAUAACAAAGCUACGGACCCAUGCCAAGGAGAAGUGCUUCAUUGAUGAAGAGGAAGAGUUUACAACCAUGGUGAAUUUCUAUCAUGACCUGGGGAUAAUUAUCAAGCACCGUGGCACAGUCAUCUUGAGUACCCUGUGGCUGAUAAAAUUGUUCGGACAGCUGAUCACUAUUCCAGAUUUUACGAAAAUGGUAAGAAAUGGAUUUUAAACGUGUUUUAAAAGUUGCGUGGUUUAUAAUGGUCCACAUUUUGGAUGACAUCACAGGCUUCCAACCGUGCUGUAGCUAAUAAAAAUAAUCAUAUCAAGUGCAUUGCACGCUAUCUUUUUGAAAAUGUUAACUGUUCCUCAAAUAUUUGUAAACAGCAAAAACGUAGUGGAUUGGGCUGCUAUUUAAUAUUUCCUCAGUGUAAAAUAGUUAGGGUAGGCGAUGUAAUUCUGAAAUGAAAUCUUAUAACAAACCUAUAACAACUGAAUUAGUACUAACGCCUGGUAAGCAGUCGUCCCUGUAAUCAACCCGCUAUACUGACGUCACUAAGAGGAAACAUUACAAUGAAACAUUUUCACUGCACUUUCUUAUUUGAACGUUGUAAUAUCCCAAGAGGAUUCUUGUUUCAAUUUCGAAGGACAUCAGGUGACAUCACGAGGUACCGGCUAACAAUAAGAGGAGCUUAUGACCAAUUUACCUGCAAUUUACCUUUUAUGUAGGCUCAAAGGAAUCGGACAACCAAACAGAGUGAAAAUACAUAUUGUAUAUAGAAAGGAAACCUGACUUUUCUCCGCCCUAACUGAUACACGCGAAGAGCGAAUUGCGAAAAAUUUCUAACACUGCUCAACCUACACAAAAAAGCUUAGGAGCUUUGCUUGUACCAAGCAUUAUUGUCUCCUACACUGACUUCCUUUUGGCUCGUUACGCAACCCUCUUCAACUAGAUUACAAGUAGUCUCUUCCUCAGGGAUAGUGGAGCGAGCGAAUUACACGAGCGCGCGUGAAAUUUGUCACCCUUGAGGAAAAUAUCCCAGAGGAAAAUAAGGGGCCACUCGUAGUCUAUCCUCAGUAGUAUGUUAGGCAUAGAAUCAGCCUCUUUUGCGGUGGAAUCUUCGCUGGAAUGCAUAAACGCUGAUGACGUCAUAACCUUUUGUCUUCAUGUCAUAAAUAAAAUGCGGUUGAAUCUCUUUAAAGGGUUUAAAAUAGCACACGGCCUUAUCUUAGGGCUAGUUUACAUCGAGGUGGAGGACCCUAGGUAGGUGAGAUAACCCGCUGAUGGUCACCCCAACUAUCAUGUAAACGUGGUCAAAUUAAAAUGAGACAUUAUGUGGACAGGUGGGUUUCCCCAUCUAAGCGGGUUACCUCACCUGCCUGGGGUCCCCCACCUCCAUGUACACAGGCCCUAAGAUAAGGUCGUGUACUAUUUUCAACCCUGUUGACAGGGUUUCCAGUUAUUUCUUGGUAGAUGAAGGUCUUGCUUUUUGAUUGGUUGACGACUACAUGUAAGAACAAGGACAAGUAUUCAUUGGUUGAUUCAGGUUGUCGCAGGAAUAAGCGCUAACUCAACUGUGACGUAGUUAUGCAAGUUACAUUUCAUACCGCUUUCAUUGUUCAAUAAGUUGUUCCGGUUUACUAUGCGCGCAAAUCGUUAUUUUUUCAUGAGUACAAAGCCACACUAGCCCUUUCUACCACGAAAAACAUUUUUCCACUUUCCCACAUCCCUUUUUCCUUGUCCACAUUUCAUUGUUUCACAUUGUUUCCUUCCACCACGACAACCACGUUUCUAUUGUUUUCAAUUUCUCUCAGCGCGAGGUUAUGGUGAACGUUGUAAAGAAAAGAAAACUUAACUUCGUAAAUCUUCUAACGUGAUUGGAAAAAAUUGUGUGACGAACCAAACGGAGGGCUGCUUCGAAGGCUAUCCUCUUUACUUUUAUUCACACAGUAGUACUUGCUAGGCAGACUACGUAACUUUUUCUUUAUAUUCGUCCCCACACAAAAACGGGAAACUCAAGAUCUUUAUCUUUGUUUGUUAAUUAAAAUAUUAGAUAAAAUAACUAAUAAUUUACAAGUGCAUUAAUGAACUGGCUCAAAAUUCUCCCAAAAUAUCACUAUUUUAAGAAAGCUUUGUUACCGUCCUUCACCUUAUUCCGUCUUAGGUUCCUAAGGUUGCCAAGCACUGGAUGGAAGUUAAAGAAAGCGGUGUUCUCUCCAUGGAACUAGUUGAUCUUGUGUUUUCCAACUUUCUCCUGAAGGGUGUUGCCAGGAAAGACAUACUUGAUUUGAUGGAACGAUUUGGAUUGAUUGCAAAAUUUUCAUCUUCAGAGAUAGGUGAAAAGUAUUUUGUUCCAUCUCAACUCAAAGCUUCGCCUGAUUCCCUUUGUUCUAUGGCGCCCUCAAGGCUGGACCCUUGUCCCCUGUUUGUUUACUUUGUCAGCGGUUCUGUCCCCCAUGGUCUGUUCACACGGCUUGUUUCUCGAUCUGUCCGUUGGUGUUCUGAAGCUGGUCCAACUCAGCCCCCUACCCUGUUCCAAAAUGGAGCUUGGUUUGUUAUUGGGAAGCAAACUUUCCAUGAUUUUGUUCUUAUUUGUAAGAAGCAGUUUAUUAAGUUUUUUAUCAAGCAAAGAAACCAACCUCAGCAGAUCUCAGUAGAUGACACAAGUGAGGUUGCGGUGCAGGUUCGUGAGUUUGUGGAGGCAACUUUCCAAGUUUUGUCACGUGAUCUCUAUAAAGGUGGAUUGCAGUAUCAAAUUCGGGUCGCCUGUCCGUAUUGUCAGCGGGAAAAAUGCUCAAGCCAUAAUAAGAUUGCAUGUUCUCAUGAAGAUUGUCUUCACCUCCUUGAGUUACGACAAGGCGAUCCUCUGAUUUGCAAGAAGAAACCUGCAGAGGAGGUACUCACAGUUACUGGACAAGAACAGUGGUUCUCACAAAUAGAAAGUAAGGUAGGUAGUAGUGAAAUGCGAUCUCCAGCAGUGCUGUUAACAUAUUACAUAUAAAUCGAAUACACAUACUACUUAAAAUUGUCUUUCUAAAGAGUAGCCACAGUGACUGUAGCCAUAUAUUUAAACUAAAGAGGAUUCAACAAAGUCCAUGGAUGUGCUUUUUUAAGGUUAUAGUAUGAGGUUUAACGUAUCCCUUUAUUUAUCCUACCACAAGCUCCACUGGAGUAUAAGAGAAGGCUUUGUUGCUCUCAACUUAGCAAACAUUGGUACUUGAAAUCAAGUAAGUUGAUAAGGUCAAUUGACUACCAUGUAUUAAUAAUUGUUAUUGGUGUGUAGGCAAAGCAGUUGGUAUAUAACUUUUUUUCAAGGUCUUUGUAAAUGUGCUGUUUUGCUUUGCGGUUGAGCAAUAAGUUUGCAGCAUCUACCGUGUUGAUAAAAUGUUUUGCAAACUUUCAUUCAAAAAGGUAGAAGCCCCCAGAUAUAAAAUUUCUAUUUUAAAGUAUCCAAUUUUGGUCGCUAUGCAGGAAGCGUGUACUCCAUCAUCAUCACCUGAUACCGCACAAGCUGGUCCAGAGCGUCUGGUACUGAAAGUUACCCUUCUCGCGAAUGAGUGGGGCUCGUCCAAGGGUGGCUUGUCAACAAUAAACAGGACUCUUGCCAUACAUUUGGCAAAAGACGCAAACGUAGAAGUGACCAUUCUUGUACCUGAAUUUGAGUGUGGAGAGAAAGACAAGAGAGUGGCCAAAAGUCACAACAUCUCCAUUAGGGAAGCAAAGCAUCUUCCUGGCUUUAGUGACCCUCUUGACUGGUUGAGCUAUCCACCAGAAGACCUUGACAUUCAGGUUGUGAUCGGCCAUGGAGCAAAACUUGGUAGACAAGCGCAAAUUAUAAGGAGGUAUCAUUGCUGCAAGUGGUUUCAGGUUGUGCAUACUGAGCCUGAAGAACUGGCAAUGCAUAAGAACUAUCUAAGCGCCAUUGCCAAGGGAGAGGAGAAAAACAGAGCUGAAGUGGACCUUUGUCUAAUUUCAGAUCUCGUUGUAGCCGUUGGACCCAAGUUGAAAGACGCGAUCUCGUCCCAGUUGCGCUCAUCUCGUCGAGAAAUCUUUCAAUUAAUACCAGGUUCCUUUACAGAGUUUUCAGAUGUUGAGCAUGCUGAACAAGAGAAUGAGAGUUUCAAAGUGUUAACCUUCGGUCGUGGUGAUUUUGAAGACUUUAGUCUUAAAGGAUACGACAUUGCUGCUCAAUCCAUAGUGGAAUUGCAGGACAGUUCUUAUAGUCUUGUUUUCGUUGGCGCACCCGAUGGAAGGCAGGAUGAAGUCGCAGAAAUCUUACUCCAGAGUGGCAUUUCAAAGAACCAGCUGAUUGUGAGAUCAUUUGUGAAAGAGAAACAAAGAUUGAAAGAAUUGUUUUGUGAAGCCGAUCUGGCCAUCAUGCCUUCAAGAACUGAGGGGUUUGGUUUGACAGCAUUGGAGGCCAUGUCAGCUGGUCUUCCCAUUCUAGUUAGUGGAAACUCUGGAUUUGGAAAAGCACUGCGUGGUCUUCCAAUGGGUGAAUCAUUUGUGAUCGACUCUGAUGACCCCAAGGAAUGGGCAAAGGCAAUUGCAGCCAUCCGUCAAAAAUCGAGGACACAGCGGCUUGAGGAAAUCCAAAGACUGCGAAGAAGUUAUGAUGAAAGAUUCUGUUGGGAGAGACAGUGCCAGGCCCUUGUCGCCAGAAUGUGGAGGAUGGUCUAUGGUAAGAAGUUAACUUAGCCUAAAGGAGAGUAAUGAUGAUAGUAACUAUUAUUCGUUCAAAAUAUUUUCCGUUUUUGAUUGGCUAAAAGCGCAUGCAUAAUUUAUCAUAAACAGCUACUGUUGACCAAAUUUGUCAUUUUGAACAAAUGACGUCAAAAGUGCAGCCAAAGUUGCAGAUUACUGAACCGUUAACCGAGAAUACCUGGGGACGAGGUUGAGUUGUUUUGGUGGUGAGAAAAUGGCUGACACAGUCGGCGAAACAUUGUCAAAAUCAUAGCAAGAAGAGAAAGAAGACAACUCGACGGACAACAUCCGCUAUUUGGAGUAUAUUUACAGAACAGAACAGACUUUUAUCUCCUCAAUUUCUCGAUAAAGAUGCGCUAUCGAUAUAAACUUAACAUCGACCGAGGGAAGGAAGUUUCAGCUUGUUUUUAGUCUUGGAAUUAUUUUCGGGGGGUGUUAUCCACCUCGGCCUUCGUCCUCGGUCGAUCUACAGAAUUCUUCAUAUCCCACGAAAGCCGAAUUCAAUAAUUGCUAAUUAUUACUUCAAACACGGUGAAAAUGUCAAGUGCGUAUCUCAUAUCAGGAUUAGCCUUUGUUUGCCUUUAUGAUUCAUCCCCGUAUUUUAUUUGCUUCAGCAAGAGCAAGUGCGUAAGCAAAUUUAACAGUAUUAUGUUAGGCGGUGCAUGUGAAUAGCUGCAGAAAGAUUGCCAACCUUACCUUUUAAACCUCAAUAACAGCAUUCAUAUUCUUCACACUGUUAUCCAUACAUAUCUUGUGGUACUGAUAAGGAGAAUUUGUUUAACAAUCAAGAUAUUUUCACGUGCUGCUGGUUCUCUCUUUUAAAGAAACAGAAUGACAGAGAACUGUCUAGCUAAAACUUUGGCUUAUGAUAUAUCACACAAAAUAAAUGGAGGGCUUCUCAGAUUGGAAUCGUUUACUUUUUUCUGUAAUUGAAUGUUUUUUUCUUCUUAAAUUUUACAGGUGUUGAAAAGACCCAAGAAGAUACCGUUCCCCAGAAUGACUUUGAAAACGAUGCAGCAAAAAGAUCGAUAACUGGUGAUGUGGUUCUUUGAUUUCUCAAAUAAACCAGAGCCAAAAUUUAUUUUUGUACUAGAGUGGGGUUAUUUUGUUCUGUUGAAACCAGGACAAAUUUAUAUUUUCGGCUGUUUUUACCUAAAGACCAGUUCAUCAUGUCCUAUUAAACUGACGUGAAAUAACCUCAUUCGUAUUUUAAUAAUUUCCCUCUGCCGUUUACAGGCGAAGCAAUUUUCCUUGCACUUCAACAAAUCCUGCUGGAAGCACGCACAGAGUCCAGCAAAACUGAGCUGUCGCAGGCUUUAAAGAGGACUGCGUUGGAGAAAGGUUUUGCGAUAUCUGACAAUCAAGGAGAGGGAAACUGCAUGUUUUUUGCACUUUCAGAGCAGCUUGACCUCAUCAAAGGAAUUCAGAUAUCCCAUGAUGAGUUACGCCGAGCUAUUGUUCAACAUCUUCGGAAAAACCCCAGUCUGGUAAGUACCUUUGGUUAUUGUUUUUUCGACGGUGGAUUUAUUUGCAAUAUAUGCGAAAGCCGUCGCAUUUUCCCGCUGAAAUCUUUUUAUUGUUUUUAAGGUUAAAAGCAAUAAGGUCUUGUUCUAACGUAUCCGAAAUACGUGUCCACACGUUUUCACACAAUUUUUUGCGCCUGUUCACAUAAAUACGCUGAAAUGAAUGACAUACGAUGACUUCCCUUACAGAGCAAACUCACUGAUACUAGCAUAUAAUGCAUGACAUCAUUGUAUUAGAAAACCUCUGUUUUCUUCCGUCCACACGUAAACGAGAAUUCGGCGUUUUCAAAAGUCCACUCUGGGGACCGCUUUCUGGGGACCUGUUUUUUUGGUGCCCGAAAAGGCCGUUUUCUUGUGGACGGAAGGCUAAAAAUACCCUGAUACGUGUGGACGGGGCCUUAAAUUCUUGCAGCCAAAUGCUACGGCUUUACAGGUAUGAUGCAAAUGAAUCCACCCUUUAUGAGCAAAACAUCAGCUCUGCACGAGCAUCACGCUUAUUUGUAUUUUGUUUCGUCUUCCGCUGCACGACUUGAAACUUCCUAAUGCGACGUUUUGUGGAGGGCCUCGAAAGCAUGGCGACGAAAUAUUGUUAUUGGAUCCGGAUGCUGCCCUUAGAAUUCAAAUCCAGGAAAUUUCUUCUACUUUUUCUUCUACGUUACAUACGCGCCAUAAAGGUUUAAAAUAAAGCAAGUUCAUUUCCUUUAAUCACGUUUUUGACUCGGAGGCGUAAAUGAAAACAGAUUUUAGGAAAUCUGUUUCUGUCGCCAUGAUCGUCUGACUCAUGUCCUAAUUUUUUAUAAGUACUAUGUCAUUUUGGUAAGUAUGAAAUGUUCACCAAAAGCCGCUUUGUUCGAACAGAACAUGUCUACUUAGUAAAAUGAAGUGAAUACUUUAUUUAAAGAGGGUAAGACUCGACAAGUAUAGUAUGAACGGAUAAACUUGAGAUCCUCAAUACUUGUAUUGUCAUUUCUGACCCAACAUACUGGUCGAAAUUUCCAAACUUUUAUUUUUUCAUAGUAAACACCUCUUCCCCCCUCUUUUACACGUGUAACGUGUUGGUCCCUGCCGUUCUUAAUUGUUUUUCUUGGAAAGAAAGAGAGUAAGGAGAGUAGUAUGGGAUACAAACGUUAGACCUCCUUUUUGAAGUGAAAUCUCAUUAGUAUGAAGUGGAGCAAAUAAACGUCAAUGGCAUCUUUAUCUCUUGAAUAAAAUGCGGUAGAAUCUCAUCAACAUAACGUCACGAGCUAUACGAGGGAUGUAGUGUGCAGGGAUCAUGUUCUUAUUUGGUUAGUAUGCUAUCAUAGUCUAUUUUAUUGUCCAUUGCAGACAACCUUUUGGCCUGGUUCCGGUUCACUGCUAAAGUGGACAUAUCUGCUCUAGUGGCCGCUCUAGUGCCGAUACCAGUGGGGACCGCCUUAGAGAGAGCUGACAGCGCAGCUGCCUGAAUAUAUACCUUCUACAAAAGCACUCUACCUCUUUCUCUAUUAACUAUAGUAUUUUCUUUUUUUCUUACAGCCGGAUGGGACAGAACUGUUUCAUUUUGUUGACGGAUAUCCAUCUUGGGAUGCCUACCUCACAAGCAUGAUGACAGAUAGUACAUGGGGUGAUCACGUGAUUCUACACGGCGCGGCAAACUGUUUUCAAACGUGCAUCCACGUGAUCAGCAGUCUGCAGCAUCGCCAUGACGUAAUGAUCUGCCCAGAGUUUGAUGUUACUGGUAGCAACCGACUUGUGCUGGGUCACCUGCAUGAGCUUCACUAUGUUAGCCUUAUUCCACAGAAAGGAGGUAAAGAUGUCUGA